GGACCGCCGGGCUGCGGGUGGGCCCGCGGGGAGGGGCGGUGCUGGGGGAAGCCCCGCGGGCCGAGCUCAGCGGGGAGCCGGGGACAGACACGGGUGGUGAGACGCGACGCGGCCGCCAGGCCCGGAAGGAGCCGCGCGGGGGCGGAGCGGGGUGCAGCCGCGGGAUUGCGUGUCGGUACCGGUGGAGCUGAGCGCCCGCACCUCAGGCUCGGCGGCAGUGGACUAUAAGAUUCAGAUAUGUCCUUCAUAUUUGAUUGGAUUUACAGUGGUUUCAGUAGCGUAUUACAGUUUUUAGGACUGUACAAGAAAUCUGGAAAACUAGUAUUUCUUGGACUGGACAAUGCUGGAAAAACUACGCUGCUGCACAUGCUCAAAGAUGACAGACUGGGACAGCACGUCCCCACGUUACACCCCACUUCAGAAGAGCUGACAAUUGCUGGCAUGACUUUCACUACGUUUGAUCUGGGUGGCCACGCUCAAGCUCGCAGAGUGUGGAAAAACUACCUGCCUGCAAUCAAUGGCAUUGUGUUCCUGGUGGACUGCGCAGAUCAAGAAAGAUUGCUUGAAUCAAAAGAAGAACUUGAUUCACUAAUGACAGAUGAAACUAUUGCUAAUGUGCCUAUCCUAAUUCUUGGUAACAAGAUUGACAGACCUGAAGCCAUUAGUGAAGAGAGGUUACGAGAGAUGUUUGGUCUGUAUGGCCAGACAACAGGAAAGGGCAGUAUACCACUGAAAGAGCUGAACGCAAGGCCGCUAGAAGUGUUCAUGUGCAGCGUGCUGAAGAGACAAGGCUACGGCGAAGGCUUCCGUUGGAUGGCACAGUACAUCAAUUAAUGCCAAAAUCCCAUCAGUACAUUCUGUCCCCUGUCUCAAUAUGAAGUCUGCUCCUUGUUUGAUCACUCAGUGUACGUAACUUGAAUUCAUCUGACUGUUUAGUUAUAAAAAUAUACAUUUUUAGCUAAUUAUAUCACUUAUGCUAAAUUGUAAGUGUGAGGAUUGAAAAAUUAUUUCAAGCAAGUGUGUAAGUUUACCACAACCUGUGAGCUUUCUAAUCCCAUGCAACAUUCUUUUGCAGCUUUUAAUUUAACAAGUCUCUGGCACCAUUUUUAGUCAGAGCAACUUUCCAGUACAGUCUGUUUGAAUGCACUUUUUAACAGCUAAGAACUACGAACAUGUGAAAAAUAUUUAAUGCUUAUGUUAAAUUUUUUAUGUACUUUUUUGAAACUGGUUUUAUAACUUUAGAGUAUAUAACCAUCUUUCAAGGAAUAAUAAAUAAUUAGCUGAUGAAUAAUUGCAUGAUGCCUUACAGUUUUCAAUAAUAUACUUUCUUAUGCAACGUCAUGCAAUAAAUUUAAAUCCGGUUUUUGGCAACUUUAAUGGAAAAUGUUUCAUUUUAAUGUGUCUUAACUAGCAAGGCUGCCUGAUCAUCUGAAUACGUGGGGUAUUUUCCUGAAACGCAGAAGGCCACAAAGUAGUUUGUAUGUUAAAGAGUAAGGUGUGUUGCUUUUUUUUCAGACUACCAAAUUGCAUUUAUUGUAGGAUUUUGCGUUAGUGAAAGAAAAAUCUAAUCCGAUGCCCUUAUAACCACCGCCUUUAAAAUGUACAAAUAAUGUAAAUCAGCUGUGUCAAUGUAAAUCUUGAACCAAUGUCAAAAGUGGUCUUACUCUACUGGUCUCAUGAAUUAAAUCCCUGAAGCAACACAAGAAAUACAAGUUUUUUUCUGAAGAAAUUAAGAAUACCACUGCACUAGAUAUCCUGUUCCUAAUUUAAUUAGAUUUAGGCUCUACCAGAAGACUUGACAAUGAAAUUGCCAGGAAAAAAGUUGCCAUUGUUUCUUGUGAAAAUUUAUCAGCCCACACCCAAUAGGCCCAUUUUGGUUUUGCUGGUUUGAACUGGGACAAGAUGGAUUAUUUUCUGUGGGUUUCACCCUGGAACCUAGUUGGUGUAGCAGCUGCUGGCUGCCCAAGUGCAUUAUUUAGGGGUAAGAUUUGGUUAUCUACAGCCCUCGUUUCCAGACUUCUGACUGUUGUGGGCUUUUCCCCCCUUUGAGUGCAUCAGUUCCCCGAGGGUUGUUUUUGAAGAGCUGUGGUUGGUGCCUCCCUGUGCUGAGGGUGUUCUGUUCUGAUCCAUGGAGCACAGGGAGGGGUUCAGCCCUGGAGUCACCAUUGCACUCCUCUGGGUUUGAGUUUUGCACUGUAGUUUGUUUCCCCCUUGUAAGAAUAUGAACUACUACAGAGGUUUUUGCUGAAUCUCUCUUACUCACUGCUAUAAGUCCUCUCCAAAAUAUUUUUUAGGCCUUAUGUUUCCAAGAUCCAUGGCAGUAAAUGUAUUUCUGACUGCGUUGAUUUCAUAAAUAACUUUUGCUCUUGACCUGCUGGGCUUGAGUCUCAGAUUUAAAGCCUAUAGGCUCAUAGCAAAUAAAUGAGACUUAUUCAUUGCCCAGAUCUGAACUUGCAUGAUUGAAUAUUGAUGGUCAGUUCCCUGCAGUCCUAGACUGUGCACCUGAAUGAGAUGGAUAAUUUGGAACCUAACUAAUAUAAAUUGUAACUGAAGUUUUACUGCACAGUCACAUGCAAAGUGUUAAGCCUAAUUUAUGGGUGAAGUUCAGAGGAGCAGUAUCGGAUAGCUUUUCCAAAUGACCAACAUAGGAGAAUUCUACAUUUAAACUAGUGCUCAGCUGUAGAGUGGUGUCUCUCCAUAAAUCAAAACUGGAGGUAAGAAAUGGCCUUGCACCAGCGUGUGGACAAUAUUUGAGUCUUUGCUGCCUACACCUAUUACAUUUGGGGACACGCCUCUUCUCUCUAGAUUUUUCUGGUGAUGGUUAGAAUGCAGAGAACAGCAGUUAGCUCAGUAGAUGGUGUAAAUAUUAAAAAUACUACUAGUGGAGUCACAGUGUGGUGUUGAUGUGUGAGACUGGGACCGUGGUGCCCGAGCAUGUGGAAAUGAAGCUGGAGAUGUUCUGGUGCAGAACAUUUCUACGGGCUGAGCCACGACCUGGGCACCGAGAGCUCCUCUCCUGACCAUCCAACUGCGAAUAACACCAGCAGUCAGGAAAGGGGUGGCAGCAUUAAGAAUUAAAAAAGGAGGUGAUACUGCUUUGUGUGUGUUCAGGGUAGUUCUUAGUAUUAUGAAAAUACUCAGAUUUCCUGUUUCUGGCUGUAGGGCACUAAUUUAAAUGUGGUUGUAAUAAGGGCAUGAAGAAAUCUGGACCUUGUGUUUAUCCACCUGGGUAUUGUAAAGGUUCCUGUUGUGGGAACAGGUGAUCAACACUCGGUUAAAUACACAAAUAAUCUUGCUCUGUUUUGCUCCAUUCGGUAGAGGAAGUAUCUUCUGUAGUUUGUGUUCUGUGGUGCACAUGGACGUGAAUGGAUGUUGUGUGUCUUUGUGUGAAGACUUUAUUAAUAGAAAAACAUACUGAUGAGAGUUUUUCUGGUGGUUUUCAUCCUCACCCUCUCCACAUCUCCCCCGUCACUUAUUUCUGGGGGUUGCUUAUUCCCAUGGUUGUGACCAGUCCUACUUAGAAGCAAAGUUCACAUUUGGGUCCGACUUCUAUGAUAUUUCUUUUUUUUUCUUCACUCUUGACUAUGCAGUUUCAAUUCAACAUCACUUUAAAGAAUGUGAAAAAGAAAACUCAUUAAUAAAGAUGUUAUUUAUGAAGUGUCUCAAAUCUUGUUUUUAUAUCACAACAGUUCUUUAAGAUAAAUGAAUGCAGAUUUCUAAGAUACUAGUAACUACGGACAAAACGGCCUGUAUUUCACUGCAGUGACCAGAUAUACUGUAUUUAUGAGUUGAAUAAGAUCUGUUUUGCUUGGAUUUAAUUAAGCUUUGGGUUUAGUAUGUAUUUUGUGAGAGGCAUUAUUAGGUUUCAGUCUUGGUUUAAUAAGUUUUUCAGCAACAGUUAUUGGCAUUGGAGAUGGGAAGGAUCUUUGAGCUUUCUCAUUUAUUCUUUUGCCAGAUCAAGAUUGUUUCCUGAAUAUUUCUGGAUUCAGUGUUCAGGUACUGUCUGAUGUGCCAAAGAUGAGCUGUGGUAUUCACUGGAAUACAAUGCCAGCAUGCAUUUAUUGAGUUUUCAUAAUUGGAAUUGAAUGUCAAAUAGAACACUUGGCAUCUGCUUAUUUAUAACUGAAGUCAGGUCAGAAAAAUGAUAGUGGUGGUCUCCCAUCCCAAUGAAUUGCCUGAAGUGGAAUUGUUCUUCUCUUGUUUGUACUGUCGAGUAUUUGUUACCAGCCGGAGUCCCGUAUUUCUAUUGACUACAAUGUGCUCAGAUUUAGUGUGUAUAACAUCAUUGUUAGUUACAGAUGUAGGAGUGAUAUUAAAAACAGCCUAAUCCACAGGCUGGCAGUGGGGACAUAAAACUUACUUGCACUUAAGUAAAUCUCAUUUUUCUAUUAAUAUCUCAGUGUGGAACUGAAUGUUUUCUGUUUUGAAAUGUGAGUGCUCUAAAUGUUUAAAAGCAUAAUUUAUAUAAUAAACUUCAGAAGAAAAGCUAAUGAUGAAAGUGUUUUUAAA
Molecule: messenger RNA, 4509 nt
Organism: Columba livia (rock pigeon)
Lineage: Eukaryota; Metazoa; Chordata; Aves; Columbiformes; Columbidae
Gene: SAR1B
Product: secretion associated Ras related GTPase 1B
Exons: 7
Coding region: 238-834 (198 amino acids)
Biological process (GO): membrane organization; vesicle organization; endoplasmic reticulum to Golgi vesicle-mediated transport
Cellular component (GO): COPII vesicle coat; endoplasmic reticulum exit site
Molecular function (GO): GTPase activity; GTP binding
Source: RefSeq, a predicted model, not a curated record